Anguilla anguilla (European eel) is the source of this 1517-nucleotide messenger RNA. RefSeq names its product protoheme IX farnesyltransferase, mitochondrial (gene cox10). The transcript is spliced from 7 exons. The record is from RefSeq and is a predicted model, not a curated record. The annotation marks the transcript as partial. Gene Ontology annotation, molecular function: protoheme IX farnesyltransferase activity. Gene Ontology annotation, cellular component: mitochondrion; membrane. Lineage: Eukaryota; Metazoa; Chordata; Actinopteri; Anguilliformes; Anguillidae. Gene Ontology annotation, biological process: heme biosynthetic process.
GAGGACUUUUCAACCGCCGGAAAUGACCCCGGAAGUAGUCCUUUGCCGACGAUUUGAAAAUGGCGACCUGCUGCAUGUGAAGAGGACGGACCCGGAGCCGGUUUUUAAGUUACAAGACCAUGUAUAAAACGCCAUGUAGCAAACUCACAGUUCUGGUAGGAGCCGGCCUUUUCCAGACACUUGCGGAAAACGCGUCAAGAAGUCACCAGUGCUCCCGUAGCCUCGUCCAGCUCUGCAGGAGGUCUCCGGCCGACUGGAUCACGUUUCAGCAUCUUAACUUCCUGAAACGCCAGUAUGUGAUGAAGAACGGCGGCGGGCUCCGCCAGCGGGCCAGGGCCAAGCGGGAGCCCAUCUCGGGCGCACUGGAGGACCACGAUGACUCGGUGGUGCGGCAGGUCCAGCAGGUCCAGCAGGUCCCGGCCAUAAGGCCCAUCGUCAUGGGGACGGCAGCGGCGGCGGCGGCGGCGGGGCAGGAGGGGAAGGCCCAGGCAGAGUCGGGGGCGGAGUCGAGAGCGGAGUCAGAGGCGGAGUCAGAGGCGGAGCGCGAAGCGCGCCUGGAGAGGCAGUGGAAGGAGCUGAAGGUGGACCGGGCCGAACUCUUGGGGGUAUACGCCCGGCUCUCAAAGAUCAGACUCACAGCGUUGGUCGUCACCACGGCAGCGGCUGGCUACGCCAUGGCUCCGGUGCCCUUUGACCCCAGCUGCUUCCUGUUGGCCGCCGUGGGAACGGGCCUCUCUUCCUGUGCUGCCAACUCCAUCAACCAGUACUUUGAGGUGCCGUUUGACUCCAACAUGAACCGCACCAAGAACCGACCCCUGGUGAGGGGCCAGAUCAGCCCCCUCCAUGCGGUGCUGUUUGCUGCAGGGUGUGGUGUACCGGGCGUGGCCAUGCUGACUCUGGCAGUGAACCCCCUGACGGGGUUCCUGGGGGCGCUCAACAUCGUCCUGUACACCUGCUGCUACACCCCCCUCAAGAGGCUGAGCAUCGCCAACACCUGGGUGGGGGCUGUGGUGGGGGCCAUCCCCCCCGUCAUGGGCUGGACCGCAGCCACCGGGAGCCUGGACCUAGGUGCCCUGCUGUUGGGGGGCUUCCUGUACUGCUGGCAGUUCCCCCACUUUAACGCGCUCAGCUGGAACCUGCGGGAGGACUACUCGCGGGGCGGCUACCGCAUGAUGUCCGUCACCCACCCGGCGCUCUGCCGGAGGGUGGCCCUGCGCCACAGCCUGGGCCUGAUUGGCCUGUCGGCCCUGGGCCCCGCCCUGGACCUCACCACCUGGACCUUCCCCCUGGUGUCGCUGCCCAUCAACCUGUACAUCAGCUACCUGGCCUUCCGCUUCUACCGGCGGGCGGACCGGGCCAGCGCCCGCGGCCUCUUCUUCUGCAGCCUGUGGCACCUGCCCAUGCUGCUGCUGCUGCUGCUCACCUGCAAGAGACCCCGGGGAGAGCCGGGCGACUCCGCCCCCGCGCUCACAGGCCCCGCCCCCGCGCCCACAGGCCCCGCCCCUGUGCUCACAGGC